Pygocentrus nattereri (red-bellied piranha) is the source of this 1763-nucleotide messenger RNA. Its product is annotated as zinc finger protein 691-like. Lineage: Eukaryota; Metazoa; Chordata; Actinopteri; Characiformes; Serrasalmidae. The record is from RefSeq and is a predicted model, not a curated record.
UGGGCACGAAGAAGAUGUCACGGGGGGAGAAGAGGGGACUCUUUCGGUAAAAUAUGGCCGCUUUACGACCUGAACCCGAAAAAGGAGCGGAUAGCCAGCUAGUUUAACCGCGAACUUCUCCGGGAGAGCAGCCGCGGAGACGGCGAGCCGAAGGCGUCGACAGGCGGAGCUGCGGAGCCCGAGUCCGAGGCUCAGUGUGGACGGAGCGCCGGCGUGGAAGAAGCGAGAGGACGCUGUGGCGCGACUUCUGUGCUCAAUUCAUCUCUCCACAUAAGCUUUGCCCAGUCUGCAUAUAACAGCGAGCCGAAAAAAAGACCCCGCCGGCUCGCUUCGCUCCGGCCUGAGGACGGCGCUGGGAAGCUCCUGCAGGCGUCCACACGCCACAGACCCGAGCUGGUUGGUCUGAGACGGAGGAGCGCUGCGAUCUGACGCUCGUAGCAAAACAUGCAGAGAAAGCACGGGGCACGAAUCAAGCCGAGUGAAAAAAGGAUGGCCAAACCUGAAGAAGAUCUGAGCUUGGAUGCUGAUACAGUGGAACAGAAAAACUCACUGGCCCUAGACGAGGAAGAAGAAUUCACAGAUGUGAGUGUAGAAAUGGAGUGUGACGAUGAGGAAAAGGAAGGAGACGAGGAGAAGAGAGACGAAACUGCAGGAGAAGAGGAAGGAGAACCUGAAGGAGGAGAUGAGAGGAAAGAUGAAGCCGAAGAAGGAGGGGGAGAAGAGGAGGAAGAGGAGGAGGGUCGCGAGCUGGACACUGUGGUAAAGCAAAAGAAAAGCCGCAUGGAAUGCCGCGACUGCGGUAAGAAGUUCACUCGCCGGGAGACGUACAACCUACAUCGCCACUUUCACAUGCAUCAGGAUGAGCAGGCCUCUCUCACCUGCAAAGAAUGUGGCCUCACUUUCCAGCAUCGCAGCAGCCUCAUCAAGCACCGCACUGAACACAAGCGAAAUGGUGUUCCGCAUCCAGCUCUGGCUUCACGAAGACAAAGGCGAAGAGUGUUCAAAGAAGAAACGAUUGUUGACUGCGACCACUGUGGCGAUCGUUUUACAUCACUGAUCAGAUAUAGACUCCACGCUUGUCAGCAAAACCUGGAAAAGCCUUACCGCUGCCCCCUGUGCCGUAGAGAGUUCCAAUACAGAGUGUCCAUCAAUGCCCACAUGCAGAGCCAUUCAUUAGAUAGUCCUUAUCGGUGCCUUGAGUGUAACAAGGGCUUUCAGUGUGCUGUAACGCUGCACAUUCACCAGCGUUCCCAUGCUGCACUUAAACCUUAUGAAUGCCCUGACUGUGGUAUGGUCUUCAGGCACCGUUCAUUUAUGGACGACCAUCGGCGUAGGCACACUGAAGAAAGGCCUCACCAUUGCAAGAUAUGCGGUAAAAGCUUCAAAUACGGCAGCCUUUUGCAACAGCAUCAGUACCUGCACACUGGCCAGAAGCCAUACCGGUGCUCAGAAUGUGGCAAAAGAUUUGCCUUUGCACAAAAUAUGCGUGCACACUGUCGCCAGCAUAAGAAAAACACUGUCUUUACUACUCCAGUGACACGUAUUACAAAUCAUGAUGUGGCAUACAGUACAGAUUUAGGGCACAUGUUAGGUAACAGAAGGAACAAAUUACAAACCACCGAUGUUGAGAAGCAGCGCAACUGUCCGUGUCCUCGGCUUGUUUACAAAGCAGCUGACCUCAGAGAACACAUGUUAAUCCAUGAGGCAGAGUUUGAAAAUCGAGUAAUGCAAAACAGCUGAUCAGGUUUAUGCCUGCCAGUAUU